Molecule: messenger RNA, 641 nt
Organism: Gasterosteus aculeatus aculeatus (three-spined stickleback)
Lineage: Eukaryota; Metazoa; Chordata; Actinopteri; Perciformes; Gasterosteidae
Gene: ltc4s
Product: leukotriene C4 synthase
Biological process (GO): leukotriene biosynthetic process
Cellular component (GO): nuclear envelope; membrane; endoplasmic reticulum
Molecular function (GO): leukotriene-C4 synthase activity; glutathione peroxidase activity; glutathione transferase activity
Source: RefSeq, a predicted model, not a curated record
GUGUUACCUGUAUUGUCAGACCGGCUUUCAGGCCCCAGCUGAGCGGGCGUGUGUGUGUUUGUGUGUUUGUUUGUGUGGGUCUCCGUCUCCCCUGUUGUGAUGAUGUCGGAGGAUGCGGUGGUCGGCCUCGCCGCUGUGACCGUGCUGGGCGUCCUGCAGCAAGCCUACUUCUCCCUGCAGGUGAUCUACGCCAGGAGGAAGUAUUCGGUCUCCCCUCCGGCCACCUCUGGACCUCCGGCCUUUGAUCGCAUCUUCAGAGCUCAGGCCAACUGUUCGGAGUACUUCCCGAUCUUCCUCUCCGUCCUGUGGACCUCCGGAGUCUUCUUCAGUCAAGGUGUGUCUUCAGUCCUCGGUGUGCUCUACCUGUACGGACGCCUCCGGUACUUUCGUGGAUAUUCUCAGUCGUCACAGCAACGGCUGGCUCCUCUGUAUUUCAGCGCCCGGAUUCUGUGGGUUCUGGUUGGGUCCUCGGUCCUCGGCGUGUUCCUCUCGUUCGGCAGAGUUUACCUGAAGCUGGACCUCCUGCACGUGCUCGGCUCCGCCCUCGUCUGAAUGUCGACCCUCAAGGGUCAACGGUCACUUUUCAGAGAGAUAAAAUAAGGCUUUUUUCAUUUGGGAAAUUAAAAUAUCAAAACUCAAAA